Postia placenta MAD-698-R-SB12 is the source of this 1952-nucleotide messenger RNA. RefSeq lists its product as hypothetical. The record is from RefSeq and is a predicted model, not a curated record. Bases 107 to 1483 code for a protein of 458 amino acids. The transcript has 4 exons. Gene Ontology annotation, cellular component: nucleus. Lineage: Eukaryota; Fungi; Basidiomycota; Agaricomycetes; Polyporales; Adustoporiaceae.
UGCAAUUAUCGCUGAUCCUCACUAUCUGGCCUCCUCCGCGCAGAUAUAUCUUGUCAAUCAGACCGGUGAAAUAUAGUCGUGCAAGCCGAAAGGUGAGUGUUCCGUCAUGUCCGUUGGGUAUGCUCUCCCACAGGGCUCGUACUGGAACUCGCCCGCCCCUGAGGCGAUGGCUUUUCAGGCCGCCUCUGCGGCUCCUGGUACGCUAUCCAGUAAUUUGUUUAUUUGCGUGACUUCAAUCGAAUGCUCGAUAGCGUAUGCAGUGGCUGCGACGGCUCCUACACCACAUGCGAGCCGUGAUCUCACGCUGCAGCGUAUAUCUGAAGCUGCCGAUAAAGAUGUAGAGAUGCAGGAUGUCUACGCCUCUCAAAUCACUUACGUCGUACUGGAUACCAACAUAUUGAUCCAUUUCUUCGACGUUUUGAAGCAGUUCAAUGAAGAUCUCGAGACCCUUGUUUUACCGGUCGUUAUCAUCAUACCCAACGUCCUCCUGGGUGAGCUAGAUGGACUAAAGAAGAGUGACCAAGUCGGGUGGUUCGCGAGCAGGGCCUCGACAUGGAUACUGGACAGAAUGAGGGCUCGCAAGCAUGUCAAGGUCCAAGCGACUUGGGAGACCACGUCCCCGAGGAUCAUCGAUCCUAGGCGCCAGAAUGAUCUCACCAUAUGGGAUUGUUGUCGCUAUUUUAUGGAAGAUAAAGGCGGCCGUGUCGUGCUUUACAGCAACGACAACAAUCUGGCCAGUCAGAGUGAAGCGGAAGGGAUCAAAACUGUCACACCACAGAAGUAUGGUUGGACUAGCCUCGAGCUAGCACGAGCCAUCGAUAUUCCUGGUAUCGACUACCGCAUGUUUCAGCGACCGAAAGAUGACACUUCACCUCAUUACCAUUACCGACCCGACAAGACAUUGGCGCAUCGAAUCACGGCCAUCAGACCUGAGACAAGAAUUGCCGUCGUCGCACCUGAAGACGAUGGCGAGGAUCGAAUGGACGUCGAUGACGACGGCACACGGCACGGGGCCUCGCACACGAAUUUCAAGAAAGACUACACCCCCAGUCACGCGCUCGACGCCUUGCAUCUGCAGGUGAUCGACCAUUUCACGCUCCUGCUUAGGGACCUGGCGUUCCGUAUUCGCACGGCGGCAGGAGACGUGAGAAGUGCCUCCCAGUGGGCAACUGAGUACGAGCGCAAGCUAUUCAAGGACUGGAUCCUGGGUGACUGCAUCAAAUACUUGGGAUCGAAGAAGCCGCUUAAACCGACCUCCCCAUCCCUGCAAAGAUUCAUGCGCCGUCCGUAUGAAGACCUUCCCCAUGAAGAAAUAUGGCGUCGAGGGCAGGACUGGUCACGCCAAGACUGGUUGCACGCUAUGGGCGCGCUCGUCGAAAUAGGGACAAAGUUCGAGGACGGCGCUAUCUUAGCGUCCGUCGAGCUGCUCAGGGUGGAGACAGAACGGGUCUUCAACCUGCCGAUGCGGCCCACGGGACUGUGACUGCUUGCUAUUGGAUGCUCAACGGAUGCGGACGCGCGAAUCAGCCUCUGCGUUUUCGAAUCUCGAAUCUGUCAUUACUGGGUUCUCAUCCGGUCUCUAGCUGCCGAAGAUACCGCGGGCGCCGCAGACGUUUGAACGUGUGUAUGCUGCGGGUCUAUUUUCCUCGAGUGGAGAUAUUGUAAUUCUGCAUACAAGAUCAAGAGGCCGUCAUCGGGGAGGCCGUGGGUGGGUAUGCACCACUGGCGGACAGCUGAACUGCGUCAAUGGGGCGGAUGUGGAAGGACAGGCAAGUGGGGAAUGGUAGCGCCAUACAUGGCGUGUGUAGAUGUCGAGCUUGGAUUGUGGAUAACUUUGGGUAGGCGGUACCUGAGAGAUAGAGGUCGUUGAAAUGGCGAUAAGCAGGUGAUUGUAUCACUGGGCCUUUGCUCCUUGCAAUGCGGAGAUACGACAAUACGCAGUAUUGGUGCUA